UCGGUGGUCUUACCUACUUCUCUUAGAAAGCUAGUCCUUCAUAAUUCGGGCUAUUCCAUGGAUCACUUGGUGAGCAGCUUCAUUGACCUCACUUCCCUCACUUUUUUAAAUAUAAAGAACUGUGAAUCCUUAACAUCUAUUCCCCUGCACGUGUGGAGAAGCAAUCUUCCAUCUCUGGAGGAACUAGAUAUUCGUUCUUGUGAAAACCUUUCUUCAAUAGUCUCUGAAGCAAGUAACAGCAGCAGCAGUGUUACAGGAUUCUCAUCUCUUGCUAAGAUACGUAUUGAGAGGUGCUGCAAAUUAUUGACCUUUGAUGAAUUGCUGAAGCCAGAUUGUGUACCUGCUGUGAAGAUCGUCGCGGUUUCUGAUUGUAGAAUGUUGAUGUCCCUCUUUGUUGAUAGGCCCGACUGGUUGCAGACUCUGGACAUUUCAGAUUGCUAUUUCAAGUUGAAUUCGCAGAGGGUAAUGAUAUUACCAUCCUCUCUUAAGCAGCUCUAUUUAUCGACUUGUGACGGCAUAGAAUCCAUCAACCUCGCCAAUAGCCAGUUGGGAAGUUCUCCAUUACUGGAGGUACUUAGCAUUAAGAACUGUCGAGGCCUCAAGUCCAUCGGUGGUGCAGCAGCUGUUGACAAAAUAAAGAAAGUGAAUAUACAGGAGUGUCCCGCGCUCAAUGAGAUACAACAGCCCCUCUGUCGCUGCCUGGUUGGCACUGCUGCUAAUGAGAUCAGAACUUGGCACCGAUUACAUGGGGAGAGGAACUUAACAGUGUGUCCGGUCUAAACGAAAUUCAGCAGCCACUCUUUCAAUCACUGCCUGGUUGGCACUAGGAGGGCACAAAGGCGAAGGGUGGUGGCUUGCGUGAGAACAUGCUGUUGAAGGAGUGCAAGGAAAAUAAAUAUGAGCCUGUUGUGUGCUAUGUAUCAAGGCAGAGCAAAAUCUAAGCCUUGAGUGAUGUCAGUUUGUGUGUAUCAUAUCCUGUAUUUCUAGUUCCCCACUGAAGCAUGUUUUGGUGGAGAGAUUAUAUUUACUAUCCCUAGCCAGCUUAUUUACAGUAUAUCUUCUUAA
This is a messenger RNA of Triticum dicoccoides, 1065 nucleotides long. RefSeq lists its product as uncharacterized. The record is from RefSeq and is a predicted model, not a curated record. Bases 58 to 780 code for a protein of 240 amino acids. The transcript is spliced from 3 exons. Lineage: Eukaryota; Viridiplantae; Streptophyta; Magnoliopsida; Poales; Poaceae.